GAGAAGCCGCGAUGAAGGAUGAGGAUGAUCUCGCGAUACAUGCGGAAGCCGGUGCCCCCCGACGCCCUGGAGAUCCAUGGACUUGCAAAACAUGCUUUAGAGCAUCAUCCCCUGCCAGAGCCACUAGAUGACAUUUACACAGCUACUCCGGCCACUGAAAGCUAUGAAGAAUUCUUGAGGGAGUCUGAAACCUUGAAGGAAUCAAAUUACCCAGAUAUUACUGCAGCUGACAAGGGGAGCUCAUGGUCUGCUAGUCAGAGUUACACAGGCACCUCCACUGAAGACAGCUCAGUCUUCUCUUGGGGCUACGAUGAAUUUGAUAAAGCUGCCACACGACAAGUUCAGCAGAUGUUCAGACACAUUGAUGAGCUUUUAUAUGAACAGAAAGAAAGUGUGCAUGUUGAGGGUCUGCAAGAAGAAUGCCAACAAUGGACAUCUAGCUUUCCUCAUCUCAGGAUUUUGGGGAAGCAGGUAGUAAUCCCCACAGAUGAAGGUUUUGGGUGGUAUUCAAGUUCACCUUCUAGCAGCUUAGGUUCAUUGGAUGUCAGCCCAGUACAAGAAAGAGAUUAUAGUGAGUUUAGUAUUUUGGGCAAGAAGAUACCUCUCUGUGUUACUCCCGUUCAUAAAGAUGUUGACUUUUCAAAACCUCCUACUGUUUGCUCUGUGGAGAGUGAAGAUGGAGUAAUUGUCUCUGAAGGAAUAAUGGAGGAAUAUUUAGCAUUUGACUGCAGAGAUGUGGAGGAAGAGUUGCAUGAAAGGAAAAUGGGACUCUCAUCUGACAGACAGAAAUUAGGUUUCCCUCCUAUAUCUCCAUGUUACUGCAUGAAGGAUGCUGUGCUCACAUAUGUGUUUGAUGAUGUGUGGAGUGAAGUCCUGGGAUCUGUAGAGGAGUUAAUCUGCCGGCACUGGGAAGGAUCAGUCUCCGAUGAUGAAAAAAAAGUCAUAACUGUAGAAACAAUGAGAAUGGAUCCUGGAAGCCCUUUUCUGCAGUUUGAACCUCUGCCAUUGGUGUUACCUCGAGUGCCACAAGCUAAAAUGCCCUCCAUCACCUCAAAUUUGUGCCCACAACCCAGAUGUAGCCGCAAAACCAAAAAGAGGAGAAAAUCACCUCAAAUAAAUGUCUCUCAAGGAUCAAGUGGUGGCCCUCAACAAAAUCUGAAUGGUUUGAUGGUGAUACAUGGGAUCCACUUACAGCAAAGGAAUCUGCCUCUAAUAGACAAAAUAUUAGAUCUGGAUGACAAAUCACUAUUGAGGCCAGGCUCCAGUUCCAUCCUCUCAACAAGAACUCGACCAAAUCGCACUCUAGAGCUCAGUACGUCUUCUCUGUCAUAUUCUGCUCAUUCUGCUAGAAGACGCAACCCACCACCACGCACCCUGCAUCCCAUCAACACUAACCACUCUCGUUCUGGGACACCAAGAUCCAUGGAUGAAGUCAUCAGGGGAACACGACUUCCUACUGCACAUGACCAGCUGUUGUCACCGUCCUUAAUGCCCUUGAGCCGAAAUAAUCUUCUGCCACCUAUUAGUACUGCUGACGUGGUGGAACACUUGAACACCGUGAGAUCCCAAAGACAAACGGAAGCCCGAGGGAAUUCCAGUCGAGCUCAGAGUGCAAUGGAAGAUGAGAUUAACCAUCAGCAGCCACAGGAGAGGCUUUUCUUACCUGAUCAUUUCUCCAGGCCUAAUACAACACAUGCAUUUUGGCCCGAUCCACAUUAUCGCCGUUCUUGCACAGUUAUUGAUUAUGCUAAUCAACCCCGGACCAGUAGAGGAUCAGCAGGCACAGUAGGUCUUCAGCUACAUGGUUCUGUAAGAGCUCACAGCAGAGGUGGAUCAGUUACAAGAAGCAGACAAGGACUAUAAUGAGUAACGAACUCUCACCAUGAUGCAGUGAGCACAUCUGGACGCUCAUGAAACAGUGUUGAAUCUCAGCAAUAUCAAACUUGUUUACAGAAGAAUUUAAGAACAUCUUCAUGAAGGAUCUUAUUUUUGUAUGUUGUAUUUUAAAAAAAGCAGCUGCCAAAGACUAUAGAGUACUCAGCACAUUUCAGUUUUCUUCCUGUAGACCAGGUUUUGCUAUUCUGGUGAACACUAAAGCUUG
Molecule: messenger RNA, 2101 nt
Organism: Emys orbicularis (European pond turtle)
Lineage: Eukaryota; Metazoa; Chordata; Testudines; Emydidae
Gene: FAM149B1
Product: family with sequence similarity 149 member B1
Exons: 15
Coding region: 19-1863 (614 amino acids)
Biological process (GO): protein localization to cilium; cilium assembly
Source: RefSeq, a predicted model, not a curated record